UGCACGGCGGCCUGACGUCAUCCAGUCGGUGAACUGCCUGAGCCGUGGCAACAACACGUCAUGCUCGUGCGAAAUGAAUCGCGCGCCGGGGUAUCUCGAGAUCGGGCGAACGUCGUUUCGAGGAGGAUGUUGCGGUUCGAUGAAAAAGAGGACCAUCGUCGGCGGCUACGCGUUCACGUGGUGGUUUGUCACGGACGUGCAGCGACUGUCGCUCGAGGUUAUGACAUUGAACCCCGUCUGCGAGAACGUGGAAACCGCACAAGGCGUACCACUGACUGUCACUGGUGUAGCACAGUGCAAGAUCAUGAAGGCUGACGAGCUUUUACACACUGCCAGCGAACAAUUUUUAGGAAAAAGCGUUUACGAAAUCAAAUCGACCAUUUUAUCUACCCUGGAAGGUCAUCUUCGCGCGAUAUUAGGCACGCUAUCGGUGGAGGAAGUGUACAAAGAUCGAGAUCAAUUCGCGACGCUGGUGAGAGAGGUAGCCGCGCCGGACGUUGGCCGUAUGGGCAUCGAAAUUCUAUCGUUCACGAUAAAGGACGUGUACGACGACGUUCAAUACUUGGCGUCGCUUGGCAAGGCACAGACAGCGGCUGUUAAACGGGACGCCGACGUAGGCGUCGCCGAGGCGAACCGCGACGCUGGUAUCCGGGAGGCAGAAUGUGAGAAGGCAGCGAUGGACAUAAAAUACAAUACAGACACAAAAAUCGAGGACAAUGCCAGAUUAUUUCAACUGCAGAAGGCGAAUUUCGAUCAGGAAGUGAACACAGCGAAAGCGGAGGCUCAGCUGGCUUACGAGCUUCAAGCGGCGAAGAUAAGGCAACGGAUACGAAACGAGGAGAUUCAGAUAGAGGUUGUGGAGAGGCGCAAGCAGAUCGAGGUUGAGGAACAGGAGAUCCGCCGGAAGGAACACGAGCUCCAGAGCACCGUGAGAUUACCCGCGGAGGCUGAACACUAUAAAAUCGGCAGAGUGGCCGAAGGGAAAAGGACGCAGACGGUGAACGCGGCCAUUGCUGAAGCUGAGAAGAUUCGAUUGAUCGGGGGAGCCGAGGCACAGGCUCUACAAGCGGUUGGAAUGUCGGAAGCUGAACAUAUGCGGAUGAAGGCCGCCGUCUACAAGAAGUACGGCGAGGCUGCCAUUCUCAAUAUCGCUCUGAACGCUCUGCCAAAGAUUGCUGCAGAGGUGGCCGCGCCAUUGGCGAGAACGGACGAGAUUGUUCUUCUGGGCGGAAGCGACACGACCAGCGGAGAAAUUACACGCCUUGUGGGGCAAGUACCUCCAGCUGUUCAAGCACUGACCGGUGUAGAUCUUUCAAAAGUGUUAAGCAAGAUACCGGGGGCAAAGUAAUGGCGGACAGGGGAACAACAAGCAGACGACCAGGCGAUCGGGCACUCGGAAUCGGCUGAGAAAAAUUCAGAACAAACACUGAACACAAGAAAAUAUACUGCCAAAGGUUUCUCUCUGCUUUAAUCAUUCACACACCAUGGUGGCACUCCACUUUGUUCUCUUUCCCGAAUUACUCUACCUCAAGCAGCAUAUAGAGACGAGGCGACGCCGAAACAGAAACCGGUUCAAACAGAUCACCGCCGUGCAUGCGUCGAUUUCGAAUCAUUCACACACACACAUACACACACACACACACACACACGACGACUCCGACGACGACGACCUACAACGCACACAGAAACACCUCAGCUUCGUUCAUCGAUCACAUCGAUUUGAUCAUCCACGUGCGAAAAAAUCUCCCUCGAUCCUCCUCGAUCGGAAUCUUUCUCGUACUUCGAUCGACGUGGCGUUGUUAUAACGUGAUAAAGGGGGAAAAGGACGAAGAGAACGAGAAGAGAGAAAAAGAGAAGAAUGAAUGAAUCUUCGAGGGAAGUUCUUGGAAGAGGAAACUGACGUACGAGUCUAUUGUGAUUGAAGAUUCUCGAUAAUUGUGUUCAACUUCGUAAAUAAGGAACUUAACGAAGAGGAAACGGGAGAGAGAGAGAGAGAGAGUUCACGCGGAGUUGGCGACGUGGAAAAUUAACUGUCCGUAGUCGUUGUACGUACUCGUACUAUGUAUCAUAGCAACUGGUGUUUCUACCUUGCUUAGAAACUAUACUUGCUCCUCGAACCGGGAGAGAAAUCGCUCGUUUGUCGUGAUUCUUCUUCGUAUUGAGACGCUGUGGAUCGAAGGUGUUGCGUGAGAUAUCUUUGAAAACGAAAUUACACAGAAAUGUUUUGUUUUUCUUUCUUCUUCUUCUUCUGAUAAAUGAAUCGUGAGAUAGGCGAAAGUUCACUCACAUUCCGGGGAAGGACGACUUCUUGAAAUUUUGUUUGUCUUGCAUUUAUUUAAAAAGCCAUCGUUUCUAAUUAGCACCACGUGUCUUUUCAACGUGUAAUUGAUUGUGUUCUACGUAUCUACGUGUGUGUGUGUGUGUGUGCGUGCAAAUAUUACUAUAAAAUAAGAUAUAUAGAUAUAUAGAGCUAAUAUUUUAUCAGCCACCGCUCUACCACGUGUUCCGAAGCAACAUCUGUAUUCGUACGUGAGAAAUCCAAUAUCAAACGCAACACCAUUCCAACUACUAGUGAUCUAUCGACUUAAGAGAAUCAAUCAUCAAACCUAACUCUCGGGAAAGAAAGCAAGUAUCAUUGGAUGAAUCGCGGACGACUGUUGGAUCUGUAAAGAGUGCUAAAAUUUUGGAUACUUUUGCUUUGUUGAACAGGCUGCAAUUGGAAUGUUCACGAGUAACAAUUGCAGAAAUACUAGGCAACGUUGAGAUUGAUUUCAUUUACGAAAAUAUUACAGAGAUUACUAUACUUUGGAUAUUGUGCAAGCGUGUGGAAUUCAACUUGAGAAAUCUCAAAAUUAUAAGUAGCGCAAGCCUAAAAAUUGUUGCAAUUCUCCAACAAUUUUUGUCCAAUGAUACCGAAAUUCUCAAGAGAGGAAAAGAAAAAAGAAAACGAAGAAACAAACGAGCCAUUUUGAGCGUUCUCCUCGUUCGAUCCGCGAAAUUCUCUCGGUUGACCACGCAUCGGAAUCAAUCGCGUUCCCGCCACCGGAUUAAUAAUCUCCAAACCGAAGAAAGUGCCAACCAAUUUUGUAAAUAACAGUAUCGUCUCGCCACCGUUUUUUAGUAGAAUAAUUUCCCGUUGCGUUCAACGAGCAUUCUGUUGCGUCGCACCUGUUUCCUUUUUCUUUUUUUCUUUCUCAAUUCAAUCCCAUCCGACUCGCCAAUAGUGCUCGCAAUAGUGAUCCAGAAGAAACUUCUUACAGUCAGAAUCACGUGAAAAAUACGUCUGACAAUUGACUCGGGUAUUUAAAAUCGAAUGAUUCAUUCGUUAAUUAGAUUUCUAACCUUUUUACAUUAUGUAAUGUAAGCAUAAAGCGUGAAACAUACAUACAUUAUUGUAACUGUAGUUGAUCGAUCAGUUUCAUUCAUUAUAACUGUACAUACUACAAUGGUAAUUAUACGUUAUAGAUCUUCGAUUCUAAUUAUAUAUCGCGAUACGAAUUGAAAAAAUGCGAUUUUUAUAGUUUGAUCGCAGCGAGCGAUUAUGUCAUUCACGUGCGUCUUAUUAUAACAAAUUUCGUUUCGAUUAUUACUGUUACGAACGCGUUAAUAAGAUCUAUGAAAUGUCCAACGUUCUGCUCGAAAUAUGCAUAAUUGACAGACGUGUUUGAACAGAGCAUGACUGGCUGAUAUAUACUGUACGAUGAGUUUUGUUCCAAGGAGGAAUAUAUUCGUGACGGACGGUUUUUACCGUGCGAGAAAAAUAUCCACCGCGAUUACGAGAAUUGGAUCGUCGAUUAUUUAGCUGAUAAAUGUGACAUCAGGCGUCACCGAGUACAAAUUCCAUUGUCCUGUCCCGAUGCAUAUGCUCGCGAAAGAUAACUCGAGGGGAAAAAGAUCUAACUGCGUGGGUUCGUUCAGUUUUCGUGAAAUGUAGAGAUUUCAUUUAUUGUUCAACGUUGAUGUUUCGUGUCCCCCUCGGUUCUAGCGUUGAAGAAACAUUCGUUUUAUAUUUAAUAGUAAUGUAUUAACGUGUCAUGAUCUUUUUCUUCUUCAGAAAAAAAAAAAAAAAAAAAAAAAUACAACUAUCGCGAGCAUGAGAACGCUGGAAAAGGGGAAGUGCAAGGACGUAAGAUCGUCGUUCGUCGCUAAAGUCUUCCCAACAAUAGAAAAGAAACAAGAAAAUGCGAAAGUAUAGUACACUUAGAGCAGUACAAAAAAAAAAAGACAAGACGAACUAAUUUCAAAGCGUAAUUCAAAUUAUACUCAAUGAGCAAGUUAAAAUUUAAAAAAGCGAAAAAAAAGAAGAAGAAGAAGAAGAAGAAGAAGAAGAAAUCGUAAUCCGUAAGUGCAAGGUCCACAACCUAUAUAGUAUUUUUAUUAAUGAUAAGCGAUCGAAACUGUAAAUGCCGAUUAUAUAAGAAUAGAGAAAAGGAGUGGAGAGAAAUGAGGGGGAGGGAGGAGGAAGAAGUAAGUAGAAAGUUCUAUUGCUCCCAGAAAAGAAAAGAAAAGAAAAGGAAAAAAAAAACAGAUGUUUUAUAUGAGCUAUUUUUAGUAAACAUUUAGUGCACCCCUUCCGAUGGGUAGUCAAUGCGAGAACGUGUUUCAAAUUCUGAUUCGCCUCUCACAGGUGUGUUCUUCUUUUUCUCGGUAUCGUAGAAACCGCGAAAGUUCAGAUAUUAUACUGCGAGAGGGAAGAAAUAAGAGAAGAAAA
Molecule: messenger RNA, 4711 nt
Organism: Frieseomelitta varia
Lineage: Eukaryota; Metazoa; Arthropoda; Insecta; Hymenoptera; Apidae
Gene: Flo2
Product: flotillin-2
Exons: 8
Coding region: 74-1348 (424 amino acids)
Biological process (GO): regulation of myoblast differentiation; protein localization to plasma membrane
Cellular component (GO): plasma membrane
Source: RefSeq, a predicted model, not a curated record